AUGGCGUCUUUCGUCGCAGCCUUCGUCAAUCCCUGCAACUUUAUCGGUGGAGUUAGCUUCAACCCCGAAAAGGAUAUUCAGGAUUUAUCAGGCAAAACAAUUCUGAUAACUGGUGGAAACACGGGCCUGGGCAAAGAGACAAUUCUCCAAUUAGCCAAACAUAACCCGAAGAAGAUUUUUCUCGGUGCCCGUACCGAGUCCAAAGCGACAGAAGCAAUUGAAUCGAUCAAAUCAUCCAUCUCACAAGACGUCGACAUUUCUUUUAUUCCCCUGGAUUUGACAUCAACAGAAUCAAUCAAAAAGGGCGCAGAUUCAUUCAACGCUCAAUCCGAGCGUCUAGACAUCCUUAUCCUAAAUGCAGGCGUCAUGUCCCUCCCACCAGGAGAAACAGAUCUAGGCCACGAAAUCCAGCUCGGAACAAACCACACAGGACACUUUCUCUUAACAAAACUUGUACUUUCAAAACUUCUUGAAACAGCCAAGGAACCCGACUCUGAUGUUCGGGUUGUCACCCUCGCUUCAGUGGGUCACAAUCUUGCACCGAACUUCAACACCAUGCUUGAUCAGCAUAAACUCAAGAAUGUUAAUACGAAUGCUCGGUAUGGAGCGUCAAAGGCCGCAAAUAUUCUUUUCGCUGCUGAGCUUGCUCGGCGGUAUCCGUCUCUUACGUCUGUUUCGGUGCACCCGGGGAUUAUCUUGACGGGUCUAUAUGAUUCAAUUGGGCAGCGGACACCGUUGUCUUCUUUGGGAUUUAUGCCGUUGCAGCUUUUUGGAUCUUCUGUUGCUCAGGGUGCUUAUAAUUCUCUUUGGGCUGCUGUUGGCGCGGAGAAGAAUGCUCUUGUUAAUGGGGCGUACUAUGUGCCUGUUGGGAACUGCAAACGGGAUAAUAAAUAUGCGACGAGUGAGGAUAUGGGGAAGCGAUUAUGGGAUUGGACUGAAGAUGAGUUGAAGAAAGCGAACCUGUGA
This is a messenger RNA of Penicillium angulare, 966 nucleotides long. RefSeq lists its product as uncharacterized. Bases 1 to 966 code for a protein of 321 amino acids. The transcript has 2 exons. The record is from RefSeq and is a predicted model, not a curated record. Lineage: Eukaryota; Fungi; Ascomycota; Eurotiomycetes; Eurotiales; Aspergillaceae.